Molecule: messenger RNA, 351 nt
Organism: Fibroporia radiculosa
Lineage: Eukaryota; Fungi; Basidiomycota; Agaricomycetes; Polyporales; Fibroporiaceae
Exons: 3
Coding region: 1-351 (116 amino acids)
Biological process (GO): deadenylation-dependent decapping of nuclear-transcribed mRNA
Cellular component (GO): Lsm1-7-Pat1 complex; P-body
Molecular function (GO): RNA cap binding
Source: RefSeq, a predicted model, not a curated record
AUGCUAGUAGUCCUCCGAGAUGGCAGGAAAUUGCAAGGCGUGUUGAGAUCGUAUGACCAGUUUGCGAAUCUCGUCUUGGAAGAUACAGUCGAGCGCAUCUUCUGUCAAGACGUCUUCGCCGAAGUCUGGCGAGGAUUAUUUCUGAUUCGUGGCGAAAACGUUGUUUUGCUCGGUGAAGUUGAUUUGGACCAGGAAGACGACGUCCCUCUUCGUCAGGUUGCUUGGGACGAAUUAGAACCGUAUCAUUCACAAGAAAUAUUGGCCAAGAAGAAGCGAGAAGAAUCCAAAGCGCAGGUUCUCUAUGAGCAGAAAGGGUUCUGCAAAGAGGGCGGAGAAGGAGACGGUUAUUGA